UUCCAUUGGUAUUCCUUUGACACAUAACUACUAUACUUUUUAAAACUAUAGGAUGUUUGUAAUUAUAUAAUAUGGCAAUCCCGAUGUUCUACCACAAUUAAUUUAGCAAAGAAAAUAAUAACAUUUCUAUCAAUUUUGAUAUGGGAACUUGGCAUGUAGUUUCUCGAUAAGAUCCAUGAUCAUUAUUAUAGUAGCUCUGGUGGCGUUAUAGAUACAUUUUUAAACAGUGGUUAAAAUUUCUAUAUCAGUUAUCUAUCAUAUAUUUGGUAGGACAUGAAUAUGUAAGGGGCGGCUAAUUAAAUAACAACGUUGUCGAGAAAGUGCAAGCCGAAUGAUGGCAACGGUAACGUCACUUUAAGUCUUAAUAUCCCGCCUUUAUUCGUAAUAGUGUGUUUAGUAGCUUACAAAUGUAAGACAAAAAACUGAAAUAAAGACAGAAACAGUUAUAGCAAUAAAAGGUUACUAGGCUAAAUAUGCAUAAUAGGCGUAAAUAAAUAAGCUUAUAUGUGUACAACUUUUACUUAACAACAUAAUUUAAAAGUCGGUUUAUUGUGCAAAUGUACUAACUCAUUGUUUAUUAUUGUGUAUGUGUAUGGUACUUGCUGUUCGAAAAUCAAGAUGAGAUGUUUAAUUUUAAAGUAUUAUCCGUAGAGCGAGGAUGAUAUUACAAGGGGUCAUGAACUUCACGUUCGACAUCUUUUGCUUUUGGGACAAGCUGCACCAAUUGCUUUAAAGGCAGUUAUAGAAAGGGAGGUUAACAAACGCAAAACAAAUAUUGCCAGUCUUAUAGCUACGAAGAAAAAUACUUCCAAUAAAUACUUCAACGCAGAGUUUCAGCAGUUGUUUCAAGACGAUGUAAUGAAUACAAAGAUUGAUUCGUGGGAUACACGUUUGCUUUGUGUUGUAACACUGGUCCUUUUUGAAUCAUAUUUAGACAGCAGCGAGAUUCAAGCAGUAACAUGCAUAAGUGAACAGAGGAAAGACUUGGAUAACUAUGCUCAAUCUGCUUCUCUAAACUACGAAACAUUUCAGAGAAAAUGGGAUGAAUUACAUGCAGCAUUACUUGAGCUUAUCAAAGAUAUCGAAGGCAAAGCCAAAUUUGAAUGCACACAAAUGAUUCACUCGUUUAAAUUAGAAAAUAUCUCAGUUAAUUUAGAACUGAUAAACAGAAUGAAACAAACCAAGGACGUCAGCUUUCAUGUCCAAAUGGCCAUACAAGAUAAAGUCGUUCGAAAGAUACAUGGAGAUAAUCAAUAUGGUCAUGAGCCAGUAUUCACAGAAAAGCUGAAAUACACGUUAGUCUAUAUCAAUGAACCAACCAUUCUUGCUUGUAAGCUCAGUAUGCCUGAUAAAUCAGUCACAUGGCGACAUGAUAACAAAAAGGUAGAGGAAACAGAAACCGUAAAGUUUGUUGACAAGAAAUGUAACCACUGGUUAGCAAUUUCUCAAGCACACUCGACAGAUACAGGACAUUAUUCUUGCUCAUGUGGCAAAUCUUCAACAACAGCGUUCCUUCAAGUUUUAGAGAAUCCUUUGAAGAUUACCGAAGACUUACAUGUAGCUACAAAAGACAAAGAUGUCAGGGAAAAUAUGGACAUCAUUCUUUGUUGUAAGAUUAACCUACAUACAAAUAAAGUUAUCUGGCGACAUAAUGGCAAAGAAAUAAAAUGUGAUAGACAUCAUGCCUCAUUUCGGCAACAAGAACACCAGCUGACCAUCCAAAAUGCAAAGUUUGAAGACGAUGGUAAAUACAUGAUUGACUUUGGUGCUGUUACAUCAUGUACAACGUUGUACAUAAAGGGUAACCUCAAUCUUUUACUCAAAAACCAACUUGCAGAAGAUCUCUACAAAAACUGGGUCAGAGGUGCGCUUGGUCUGAAAUAUUUGAAAUUAGGUCUGGAAGCGUUUUCUGAUAAUAUUGUAGAAAAUCAUCACUCUAAAAUUUUAACAACACUUUUGAGUACUGGAAACACAUGUGCGAAAUGUUCAUUAGAAUUUCUCCUUCCUUUGCACAAAAAGGAACAUUGUCCUAAACCAUCCAAGUGCCUGUGUUCUAAGCAACCACGUAAAAGGAAUAAGUGUCCUAAUGGAGGAUUUUGUAGUAAGUUUUAUGAUCUUAUACUUUGGGAUCAUCGAUUCAAAGAUCCAUUACUGACGAACACGAAUAUACAGAAGUGGAGCAGCGAUCCUUGGAGUGUUGCUACAUGUUAUAUCAGUACUCCUGGCUAUGAAGACAGAAAGUCCGCGAAAGAGGUUGACUGUGCAGGACUACUAAGCAUAUUUAUCAACAACAUCUUCUUCCACAGAAGUCUCGGUGACGUCGAAAUAGAUGGUGAAACCGAUCUAUUCAAAAAGGUUCAUGUUAACAUACAACUUCGUUAAAUUAUUACCACACCCGCGUGAUAUUUUGAAAUGACUUGCA
Molecule: messenger RNA, 2422 nt
Organism: Mercenaria mercenaria
Lineage: Eukaryota; Metazoa; Mollusca; Bivalvia; Venerida; Veneridae
Exons: 4
Coding region: 859-2382 (507 amino acids)
Source: RefSeq, a predicted model, not a curated record